CAUUGAACCUGCAAACCUAAAAUAUUCUAAAAUACUGGGAAAACCACGGAGACCAAAACGAUUUACCAUCAAAUAUGUUCCCACUGGAUCCGCUUCUACAUUCAAGAAACAAACAGACAAUGAAUCAUCAUCAUCAACGUUAGAAUAUUAUGGUGAUGUUAAUACGCCAUUUGAUAACACAUGUGUACAACGAUACAAAUGGAUAAAAUCGCUGGACACCCAAAAGAAAUGUAAAGAGAACAAUCAUAAAUGGAUUUUCGUUGCAUGCAACGAUCCAGAAACACCACUCGCAGAAUUUCGUCCUACGAAUAUUGAAAACGAAUUCGACAUCGUUUUUCUCGAGCGAGCACCAAUUGGCUGGAAUCCCAAUAUUGCGGAUCGAUUAUCACGAUUCUCUGGAUUAUCCGGUGGCCGAGCCUCGGGUUUUGAAUCAUUGGAUGGUCGUGAGUCAAAGCAAUCAUCAAUGUACUCGUUCACCUCCACUAUAUCAAACGUAAAGUCAAAGCAGAGCUUUCCAGUUAAUAGUUUUAAUAUUUUGGCGGAAGAUGAUGGAAGAUAUUGGCAAGAAUAUAUUUUGGCCAGUACUGUCGCGAUUCAAGAUGAAGUGAAUAGUCGUAAAAUUAGUUUUAAUAAACGGAUACGAAAUUUUUUUGGGUGA
Messenger RNA from Ambispora leptoticha, 658 nucleotides. The record is from the annotation of a GenBank genome assembly. NCBI's taxonomy places the organism in Eukaryota, Fungi, Glomeromycota, Glomeromycetes, Archaeosporales, Ambisporaceae.